GUAUCAGGACGCAGGAACCCACACGAGGUCCUGUUCACCAUGGGGACCCUCAGCUGCGACCCAGCGACUAGGCUGACCACAGUACCCCUGGCCCGGCGGGUGGCUGAUGGACACAUUCCGGAGACCGGGCUGAGGAAAUCCUGUGGAAUGGCCACCUUGGAGAAUGGCUCCGGACCUGGCUUGUAUGUUCUUCCGUCCACCGUUGGCUAUGUCAAUCACGAUUGUACCAAGGCAGCCAGUCCUGCCUACUCACUCGCUCGGAGGCCCAGUGAAGCACCUCUCCAGGAUUCCAGCCCAGGACCUGUCUACUUCUUGGAUCCAAAAGUUACUCGCUUUGGCCGUAGCUGUCCCCCUGCCUACUCCAUGCAGGGCCGGGGCAAGGUUAGAGGUCUGGAGGUGACACCAGGACCUGGGGCCUACAGCCCAGAAAAGGCACCCCCAGUACGCCAGCGGAAUGCCCCAGCUUUCACUCUGGGCUUCCGCAUCCGACAGAAGCCCCCAGACACCUCUGUUCCUGCCCCCAAUGCCUACACCAUGCCACCCCUCUGGGGAUCGCAGAUCUUUAUCAAACCCAGCAGUCCCAGCUACACAGUUGUGGGCCGCACACCCCCUGCACGUCCUCCUCAGGAUCCUUCAGAGAUUCCAGGCCCUGGGCAGUAUGAGAGUCCGGACCCCAACACCUACCGGCAGCGUAGGCCGGCCUUCAGCAUACUGGGGAGACCUCGGACACCACGGCCCCUGGAGGACACACCUGGUCCUGGUACCCACAACCCAGAACAGGUCACUGUUAACCGGGCCCGGGCCCCGGCAUAUACCAUGGGCAUUCGUCACUCAAAGCGGGCAUCCACCAUGGGAGGGGACACCAAAUGCUGACAGCUGCAGGGCACAGGCAGCUGGGGCCUCUCCUGGGCCCUGUUUCCUCAGAGUGAAACAGAGGAGGUGUCUCCCUCCCCGUCUGCAGUCCGAGGUCCUUUGAGGCCACCUGAUCUUUCUGUCCCUGGGGCCUGUGACCCAAGGCUCCAUACAGGGUGAGGGUGAGCCUCCUUCCCAGGUCAGACCAGGCCAGGGAGAAGUGUCCCUUUCCCUGGCUGGACAUGGAGCCGUGUGUCCUAGAAUUCAGUGUCCAGGCCGCUUGGGUUUCUGCAGAUGAGGCCGGAGAACUCUCCUGGAGGUGGCCCUGCAGCCUCUGCCCUUCUCACCCCACCCUUUAGAGUUGCUUGCCAAUAAAUCAUUCCUCCAUCAAC
This is a messenger RNA of Mus caroli (Ryukyu mouse), 1244 nucleotides long. It is a transcript of the gene Cimap1d, whose product is annotated as CIMAP1 family member D. Gene Ontology annotation, cellular component: cytoplasmic microtubule; cytoskeleton. Lineage: Eukaryota; Metazoa; Chordata; Mammalia; Rodentia; Muridae. The record is from RefSeq and is a predicted model, not a curated record.